This is a messenger RNA of Sus scrofa (pig), 4309 nucleotides long. The record is from RefSeq and is a predicted model, not a curated record. NCBI's taxonomy places the organism in Eukaryota, Metazoa, Chordata, Mammalia, Artiodactyla, Suidae.
UCCCUCGCCCCACCCAGAGCCUGGCCCUUCUUAGCAAAUGGAAUAAGGAGUCCGAAGAGUGUGUGUAUGGGGUCUGGAUGGUCUUUCCAAGUCUCAGAUGCAGUUAAGCCAGUCACUCCAUCCAACCCACUAGGAGUUGCAAAGAGAAAAUUUGUUCAACAGAAGCCAAGUCAAAUACUGUCAUACCCCUUCUGACGUGGCAGGUGUCCCUCCGGAGCACCAAAAACGAACAAACAAAAAAACCAAAAUCCCCCCAAAACAUCAGCCCUUCAGCGCCGGGGAGUGCCACGCCUUGCCUAGCAUUGGGCAUCUCGCCGCAUUCCAAGCGUGGAUGCUGCAUAGAUAAAAAAAGAUUCCCCCACCCCCCAAAAGACCCACAGCUGACUUUUCUCGGAAACUCGAGUCCCACGUGCAGCGGAAGCAUGUUAAGUGUCAACAGCAGAAACUAGGACUCCGCCCAGACAAUAACACUUGCGGCCGUCAGCGAGCGCGCUCCCGAGAAAGGACGCGGUGCCCCCGCCGAUCGCCGGUUUCAGGAGGCCUGAACCCUCAGGCGAUCCCUUUCCGGGCUCCGCGAGCCGCAGCCACAGCGCAUGCAAGGGAGAGGGGACGCCAUCUGCCCCUCGCAGGACUCGCGAAAGACGCCGCACGAAGAAAACCCGAGACCUUGGCACUACGAUUAAGAAGGCAGAUUGCCGGACAGCCGCGCGCUCGAGGACCCCGGCGGCGGCGCGGCCCGGCGGGAAGGGGGAAGUUUCAAAGCAGAGAAAGGGGAGUUGGUGGCGGGAGCUUGGGCUAAAUGAAGCUGUAUUGCGAAGUAGAGGUGAUCAGUCGGCACUUGCCGGCCUUGGGGCUGAGGAACCGUGGCAAGGGAGUUCGGGCCGUGUUGAGCCUCUGUCAGCAGGCGCCCAGGACUCAGCCGCGGCCCCGGGCGGGGGGCGAGCGAGGCGGCCCGCACCCCGCCUGCCUGUUCAUUUCCACCCUGAAGGACAAGCGCGGGACCCGCUAUGAGCUAAAGGAGAAUAUUGAGCAAUUCUUCACCAAAUUUGUGGAUGAGGGGAAGGCCACUGUUCGGUUAAAGGAGCCUCCUGUGGAUAUCUGUCUAAGCAAGGCCAAUUCCAGCAGCUUAAAGGGUUUCCUGUCAGCUGUGAGACUGGCUCAUAGAGGCUGUGAUGUUGCAGUGCCGCUUUCAACUCUCACACCAGUGAAGACUUCAGAAUUUGAAAAAUUUAAAACUAAAAUGGUUAUCACAUCCAAAAAGGACUAUCCUCUAAGCAAGAAUUUCCCAUAUUCUUUGGAACACCUUCAGACUUCUUAUUGUGGGCUUGUCCGAGUUGAUAUGCGUAUGCUUUGCUUAAAAAACCUUAAAAAAUUAGACUUGAGUCAUAACCAUAUAAAAAAGCUUCCAGCUACAAUUGGAGACCUCAUACACCUUCAAGAUCUUAACCUGAAUGACAAUCACUUGGAGACGUUUAGUGUCGCCUUGUGUCAGUCUACACUGCAGAAGUCACUUCGGAGUUUGGAUCUCAGCAAGAACAAAAUUAAGGCACUCCCCGUGCAGUUUUGCCAAUUCCAAGAACUUACAGAUUUAAAACUUGAUGAUAAUGAAUUGAUUCGACUUCCUUUCAAGAUGGGACAACUGAGAAACCUGCGUUUUUUGUCUGCAGCUCGAAAUAAGCUUCCAUUUUUGCCUAGUGAAUUUAAAAAUUUAUCUCUUGAGUACUUGGAUCUUUUUGGAAAUACUUUUGAACCACCAAAAGUCCUUCCAGUUAUAAAGCUGCAAGUGCCAUUAACUUUAUUGGAAUCUUCCGCACGAACGAUUUUAUAUAAUAGGAUUCCAUAUGGCUCUCAUAUCAUCCCUUUCCAUCUUUGCCAAGAUUUGGAUACUGCAAAAACCUGUGUCUGUGGAAAAUUCUGUCUAAGCUGUUUUAUUCAAGGAACUACUACCAUGAAUCUACACUCUGUUGCUCACACGGUGGUCUUAGUGGAUAAUAUGGGUGGCACUGAAGCACCUGUUAUCUCAUACUUCUGUUCUCUAGCCUGUUAUGUAAACUCCUGUGAUAUGUUAAAGUAAUAAGUGAUACCAUAAAAGAAACUCAGUUUACAGACCAGUUUGGGACUCAUUUAUGGUUUAAAUGUCAAAUUGGAGAAAAGAUACUUUUUGUGAGGUUGUUUUUUUUUUCUUUUUAUAUACUUGCUUGAGGGGAAGAAUGUGUAUUAGUCUAUUUGUGAUCAUUUGACUGUAAAAUCUUAAUUUCAUUAAAACCUAUUUAACUUUAUUAUGGCAUUAAUUUGGGGGGGGGGUUGUUUUGGCAAAGCCUGUGGCAUGUGGAAGUUCCCAGGCCAGGAAUCGAACCCACGCUACAGCAGCAACCUGAGCCAAUACAAUGACAAACCCAGCUCCCUUAACCUGAUGUACCCCUAGGAAACUCCUGUAAUUUGACUUUUAUCAGUUUAUUGCACUUGUGUUGAUUUCAGCCUGGUGUUUCCAGAAUGAGUUGUGGGAGUAUCUUUUGUCUUUUUCUAGGGCCACACCCAAGGCAUAUGGAGGUUCCCAGGCUAGGGGUCUAAUCGGAGCUGUAGCCACUGGCCUACGCCAGAGCCACAGCAACUUGGGAUCUGAGUCUCGUCUGCGACCUGCACCACAGCUCACAGCAACGCUGGAGCCUUAACUCACUGAGCAAAGCCAUGGAUCAAACCUACCACCUCAUGGUUCCUAGUCAGAUUCGCUAACCACUGAGCCACGACAGGAACGCCAAUGAGUUGUGGAGUUAUCUUUUAAUGUUAAACAGAUAUUGAUCCCAACUACUCUGGUCAGAGAAUUUUCUUAUCAACUUUCUUCUUGCAUUUUGAUUAAAGAAAUUGAGUUUCUGUAUGCAGAAAAUAAAACUUGGAUUAUCAUAGUCUAUAGUGAAAAUUUGAUACGCAACUACAUUUAAGUUUUUAAGCACUUCUGUGUUUUUCAGAUAUAUUAUUGCUUAUAUGGAAUAGUAUAUUCACCAAACAUAGGUUAGGAAUUGCUUUGGACAGACUUGUUUCUACAGGUUUUAUAUUAAUCAUGUAAUCUUUGUUGUAAUUUCUAAGUUUUUUAAUUUUUAGGGUUGGAACAAGGUUUGGGGUUUGUGUGGGAGUAGCAGGAAGUUGCUACUUUUAACUAUGUUCUGUAUUCUGUAAAGGGCUCUUUUUUUAUUAUUUUAGUCGCGUAAUAUUAAAUUUCAAUGAAAAAAUUAAUGGCAGUGUACCAGCUAAAGGAUGAUGAGAAUUUGAACUAGGGCAGAAGAAGUAUAUAAAAGGAACCUACAGAAUAAUGUAAAUCAACUCUAAUAGAAAAAAUAAAAACCUAAAAAAAAAUUGGGAGGAGUUCCUGUCGUGGUACAGUGGCUAACGAAUCUGACUAGGAACCAUGAGGUUGCAGGUUUGAUCCCUGACCUUGCUCAGUGGGUUAAGGAUCCAGCAUUGCCUUGAGCUGUGGUGUAGGUCACAGACACAGCUCGGAUCCCAAGUUGCUGUGGCUCUGGCGUAGGCCAGUGGCUACAGCUCCGAUUAGACCCCUAGCCUGGGAACCUCCAUAUGCCGAGGGAGCGGCCCUAGAAAAGGCAAAAAAAAAGACAAAAAAUAAAAAUAAAAGGAACCAACUUGAAAGAAUCUUGAAAAAUGAAAGCAGAACUGUUCCAUUCUUAUUAUCACUGUUCUUCAAAUCAGCCUCCCUCCUAGAUAAUUGCAGUAGUGUCAAAACUGGUUUCGGGCAACAAAGGAAAGAUUAAAAGUAAUUGGAGAAAAUCCUCUCCAUUAACCCAGAUCAGAGAUUUUAAGCCCAGGCCUUAUACUGCCUUCUAGUUGACUCACUUCUGGCUUUGAAAAUCAGCAAUUCUGUAAAUGAGUAAAGUAUCUUAAAGUUUUUUUCUUUAUUUUUAUGGCAGCACCUGCAGCAUAUACAAGUUUCCUGGGCCAGGGGCUGAAUGCUAGCCAAAGCUGGGCUGGGACCUACGCUGCAGUUCUGGUAAUGCUGGAUCCUUUAACCCACUGCGUUGGGCAGGCUGUUGAUUGAACCCUUGCCUCUGCAGCUGCCAGAGCCGCUGCAGUCAGAUUCUUAACCCAGUGUGCCAGGGCGGGAACUUCCUAAGAUUUUCUAAACGCAUAAACUGAUGAGAUAUUGCCCAUAAAUAUUAUAAAAUGCCCAUAUUAAAAUGUGGUUCUUUUCAAAAUGGUUUUAUGGUAUAUUUAAGAGUAAAUUAGUACACACUUGAUUUUCAUAUGUUCCUGUAGAAAGACUAUUUCUUCAUCAAUAAAGGCAGAUGUUAAUAGCCUA